AGAAGUUGUAAGCCCGAGCAUAAGUAUUUAUUUUUAUAUCAUGCUUAGUGGCACAAACUGCUUGACAGAACUUUUUCUUUGGUGCCAAACCUGUCAGCUCACCUUUCCUCUUCCCUUGUGUCGAAUAAUAACACCAACAAAUGAAGUCAGAGCCCAGGUCCCCGGGAGGAACUUGCCUUUUCUGGUUCUGUGGCUGUCCCCCUGCGCCAGGCUUUGCAGGCUGGUCAUACCUAACGACACCCAGCCUUGCCAGGGCAGCCGGGGUGCAAGCCUAGCCCACCGCCCCUCGCUCUUCCUGCUGCGGCUGGGCAGGAUGAGGUUACGCCGGGGCCUCCUCUGUCGCAGGGAAGAAGGCGGGCCGCUAGGGAGUUGCCCCAGUUGGCAGUCUGGGCCCAUGGGGAACGCUUCUCUGCAGGCGGCCGGGAGCUGAGAGUAGGACCCAGAGCGCAACCGGAGACCGGGGUCCCCGCCAUGGCCACAACUAAGCCUCCCGGGCGUGGCUGUGGAGCCCUGCCCCGGUGGCUGCUCGGUGCUGCUCUGCUUCUGGGCCUGCGGCUCUGCAUGGAGUUGCGCCACGCGGGCUCGGGACCCCCGAGCCGCCGCGAUCCCCCGGGGCCACCCCGGACACACUUGCCGCCGGCGCCCGGCCCCCCUCGCGGAGCCAGAAGGAGGCAGGUGACCUACGUGCGCAGUGGGCGCCGAGCGCUGCCCCGGGGUGGCGGGAGCACGACGCCCCCAGAGCCGAGCUGCUGUGCCCAGCGCGGGCUUCCUCGCAGGAAGAGUCCCCGGUGGCACAUAGAGCUCCAGCCAUGGGCAGGCCCUUCUCGGUCCCUGGAUGAAGAAGCCUCAAGGUUCCUGAGCUACAUCAGUACCAUUCAGAUUGCAUGCGACCACAUGGGUACAGACAGCUUGGCUACUGACUCUAGCCCUGCACCGAAGCCCUGGCUGGUGUGUCUUGAUGACAGGUUUGGCUUACCUCAUCAAAUCCGCAGCAAGCGGUGCCGCCUCUACUCUUUAGGGCUGGGGAGCGAUGACACACACUUUGAGGUGAGCAUGGCUAACGGUGGCUGUGAAGUGCAUCGUUUUGACCCCAGUGUCAAAUCAGCCCACGUUCUGGAGAGCCAGCGCCUCUGGCAUCACCGCUUGUCCAUCGAUUGGCGGGAUCCGCAUCCAGCUGUGGCUGCUCAGAAGCUGCAUAGCAACACCAGAAAACUGGGAAGCAUUUUGAAUGAGUUUGGGCACCACAAGAUUGAUGUUCUCAAGGCAGAUCUGGAAAGUGCAGAAUGGAAAGUUCUAGAAAACCUUAUUCUGGAGGAUGUCCUCGAACAGAUCGGCCAGCUCAUCUUUGAGAUCCAUCUCCACUGGCCUGGUUUUGAGGUCAGCGGCAGUGAGAGCAGCGUGGUGCGGUUUUGGUACAGCCUCCUGAAGGAGUUGGAGCGGAAGGACUUCAGACUUUUUCACACCUAUAAAGACUUAUCGAAACCUCAGCUUUUCCUGAAGAAGGACCUUUUCAAUGCUAGCAGCUGUUAUACCUUGAGUUGGGUGAACACGAGAUGGACUUGAAGUGAAGCCUCAGGCUCAACACAAAGAAACACUUGCACAUGGAUGUAUCCGUGCUUCCAGUCCCCACUGGCUUGUCACUUGCUUGAGGCAGGGCUUGUGUUAUUGUCUCUGCAGCACAUGAUAAACCCUUGAGCUCGGCAAGCGACAGCGACAUGAAUGAACCCUUUACUUACCCAGACUGAGACCUUUGUCUUCUUUGCCUUUGACAGAGUGGGGGUGUGUGUCCCCUCGCUGUCCCAUGGACAUAGAAAUACCCUGCAUAUGCCAGCUUGUGGUUUUCUUAAAGUUCAUUAUGUAUCUACAGCUCAUGAAUUUACAUUAAAAUGAAAUUUAUUUCA
Molecule: messenger RNA, 1901 nt
Organism: Arvicanthis niloticus (Nile rat)
Lineage: Eukaryota; Metazoa; Chordata; Mammalia; Rodentia; Muridae
Gene: Mettl24
Product: methyltransferase like 24
Source: RefSeq, a predicted model, not a curated record